Molecule: messenger RNA, 4192 nt
Organism: Megalopta genalis
Lineage: Eukaryota; Metazoa; Arthropoda; Insecta; Hymenoptera; Halictidae
Biological process (GO): regulation of metabolic process; adenylate cyclase-activating G protein-coupled receptor signaling pathway
Cellular component (GO): plasma membrane
Molecular function (GO): phosphatidylcholine binding; G protein-coupled receptor activity
Source: RefSeq, a predicted model, not a curated record
CAGACGCACCCGGUCCCCCUCCCGCUGCGAAUCGAGUCUCCAGGAGGAAAAACGACGGCUUCAGUCGGCACGCGGCGUCGCGACGCACUCCAUCGGUUGCGUUUCGUCUGACCGCGAUCUGACGUGAAUCUCGAUCGUGAUCACAGUGAUACGUCUCUAAGAGGACCGUGAAGUGUACCGGGUUUCCGAUUUCUUUCCGUUCUCUCUGUCUCGACCUCGACGUUCCUCGGGGUUGCUGAUACCUCGGACGAGCAUUCUGCCGAGACUCAAAGGACUCCUACGUACGGGUCGUCGGAAACCAGCGUGAAAAAAGGAGUUCCGACAUUUACAGAAGGUUCACAAGCCACUGUCGCAAGAUAAAAAUUCAGAAGCCCGCGAUUCCCUCUAGAUAGAAUACGCCGGCAAUGGCGGAAAGGUGAAAUGGCGGACCAAGGGAUGCCGGGGAAUCGGGCCAAGGUCGGAAUCGUCACCGAAAUCGUCUAAUUUCCGGGCCCCAUCCCGAUGCGCCUCGCCGUCGUGAAUUGAUGGUGAUUCCGCGAGGAAUUUAUCGCCACCGUCUUAAAUCGCGAUUUGAAACAACGAGCGCUCAGCUACAGGCCGACAUCAAACUCUGCUAUGGCAUCGGGAAGCUGCGAGAACGUGGGAGGAUUUCCAUGCACAGAGGAGACCGGAAAGGAUCACUGGCCGAGCGUCGGCAUCGUUGCAAUCGAUUAAACUCGAAUCUCGGCGAGGGUGCGGUGCUGGUCGGCCGGAUAUGCGCCAUGUCGUCCUACGAGGGGCACGUUUACGAGCGGAAUCUGACUUGAAGACUCGGCGAGGAGCUCGGUGGUCUACGGAACCUUGUCAAUUAAAAUGUCAACGCCCGCGACGGACCCGUUGCCGUCCACCGUGCCCGGGGAAUUGACGGCCGCGCUUCUGCCGACGGUGACCAAGAUCGAUACGCGGCUCGACGUCAAUCCUGUCUCGGUGGUUUUGGCGGUGUCAAUAGUCUGCAUUUUAUCGCCGAUCACCGUCUCCGGCAACUCCAUUAUUCUGGCCGCUUUCUAUCGGUACAAGAGGCUGCGGACUGCAUCCAAUUACCUGCUGGUCUCUUUGGCCGUCAGCGACUUCGGGGUCGGAGUGUUCAUGCCCUUCGGUAUGAAGUUAGAACUAUCCGGACUGCCGGAAAAUGGCGUAUCCACGUUGUGCAUCAUCCCCUACUGCAUAGUGAUCGCUUUGUGCAGCGUGAGCGUGUUGGUAACUGUCGCGAUCGCUGUCGAUCGGCUGACUUCGCUUGCACAGCCGCUUAGGUACAAGAACAUCAUCACCCACAGCAGCAUCGAGAAGUACAUCGCCGUGUUCUGGAUCUAUGCGAUCGCCGUCGGCCUUUCUCCUUUGAUCUACGCGAAAGCUGUUAGCGAAACCCAACCGCACAGCGGCAGCUGCAGGUUCGGAGCGGCCGUGUUGCCACCGGUUAGGGUGUUCCUGGUGGUGGCGGUAUGGGCGCCCAGCGCCCUUGUUCUGAUCGCCUGCUACAUGUACGUCUACCUGGUGGCUCGUGCACACGCGCGUGCCAUUUACACCGUCGAGUUAUCGUUCAGGCAUCAAACGCAGACCUUGGCGUUGCCGCGUUACGGACAAACCCUGGCCGUCACGGUCGGCGCCUUCCUCGUCCUAUGGCUUCCCUUUCAAACCUGCAUGUUGCUGGACAUAUUCUGCGGCACGGACAUCUUGUCGGAAUGGGCAGUGGUAUGGCUAGGCCUGCCUAUCAUGGCGCACAGCGGGGUGAACCCGUGGAUCUACGCGUUCCACCAUGGUGAGAUGAGGGUGGCCGCCGGAAAGAUCACGAAAGAAUUGGUGGCACUGUUCGGCGUGACUCCCAGCAGGACCGGUUGUUCUCCGCUGAGACGAGGAUCGGACACGAACAUGGAGUUGGCGGAGGUGAACAGCCACGACGGGAGAAGGUAUCCGGGGGAGAAUCGUUUCGCGGCGAAGCAAAACGGCGGCCUGUACACGAGCAGACGAGGCUUGAACGUUUCCGGAAGGCACACGGACAUCUCUCCGGAGGCGAACCUCGAUCAAACGUCCUGCGGUAGCAGGCAGGUGGACAUCGUCGAGGAAGACAUCCACGAUCUGGCGAAGAUGCUCGAUCUGAAGUACAUAAUCGAUCGCAACCUCAUGAUCGACUCGAACCACAACAUCGACAAGGUGAAGAACCUCAAGUAUCUUCUGGACCCGACGUUCAACAAGAUCAGGCACCUGAGACGGCUGAACCAUAAGAGAUUCACCAGCAAGAACUUCUCGAAGCCGUCCGAGCCGAAGUUCACCUCUUAUCAGAACCUGAAGACCGACGGGACCUUUACCCGGAAGCCGUUGCAGAUGAAUACGAUGUCGGACCCGGUUCUUAGCGCCGACAGCCCUAUGGUACACGCCAAGGACUUUCACGACGCUCUUGCCGCGUCUAAUAGCAAGCGAAGGAACUCGAACUUGUGCUCCAUGUCCGAUCCGAACAUCAAGGCGGCCACUGGACAGUCCGAGAUAAAUCUGAGGCUUCCGGCCACCGGCCACGUCGUUGAUACCCACAGGUACUCGGUGCAGAAUCUGGACCACAACAGGAGCGAGGGUGGCCUGGCCAAGCAAGCGAUGCUGUCGCGGCAGCUGGAGAGUCACAGGAGGUUCCAGAUCUUCCCUCGGCCGCGAGUAAAAAUCAACACCUUCGGCCGAACGAGUCCGAACCUGAGCUUAAGGCUCCAACAAAGCUACACGUCGCCCACCACGCCGGAGAGCGUCGGCUCCAGCAUGUUCGACAGUCCGAAGCAAAGAGUGUCCCCCAGACACAUGGUGAUCACUCCCAACAGACUGGCGAACCUGGCUCAUCUGGACAGCUCGGCGCGAUGCUUGGAGUCGAGCAUCGACCAAGCAGCCAGGAUACUGCAGGCCAGAAGGAACAUCGAGAUACUGCGACAUUCCGAGUCGAUCAACGUGAUGGAGCCUCAGGCGAGGCUGCUGGAGCCUUACAGGCUCGUAGACACGCUGGCAGUGCCGACGAUACACUCGGAGCCACCCAGCCCCAUAGAUCCUCUUCCCCUGGCAUCGUUGGCGGAGGAAUCCACGAAGCUCGAAACAUCGAAUCCGUGCAUCAACCUGGAGCGUGCUAAAUCCCCGAUGGGCAACAGGAGGAGCCCGGUGAGGAACUCGGACCCUGUGAUCCCGUCGGUCUUGCUGAACAUAGAGGAUUACAGCGACGAUUGUAAACAAACUGACAAGUCCAGCCGAGACGGCUUCCCGAUCAAGAUGCCGACGAACGGCGGUGCCCAGCCCUCGAUAGAGCCCAUAGACCUCUUCGAAGCUCUGAUCAAGAACUCGGAUCCGAUCUUCGCCGAGCACGACUCGACGAGGUUCAGCUCGAGGAGGCCGUCGGACUCGAAGUGGUCCGAGUCCUCCAGGAGCCAGGAGAUCCUGUCCAACGUGACGGAGCACCAAGCGUUCCCUUCCUCCUACUCGGUGAACAACUUCCAGGUCUGCAACAGCGGCAGCGAUCUGAACGAUCUGACCUCCCUGGACCCGUUCAUGUGUCCCGACCCGCUCACCUCGUCGCUGAGAGAGUCCUUCUUCACGUCGUUCGAGGAGAACGAGGAGUCGAUCCUCACGCCGGAUUCCGAGCAGAAUUCCUCGCCCUACGAGCCCGCGGCCACGAUGAACCUGAAGAGGAACGAUGCCUGCCAACAGAGCAGAUCCACGGAGUCAGUGUUCCGCAACAGGUGCUUGUCCACCAUACUGCGGCUAAAACCGUCCCUACAUCGAAGCAUACCCCGGGUCAGACCGAGCACGGACUAUAUCCUGAAAGACACCGCCAAGAAGGAUCAAAGGCUGGCUCCUCUCGCCUCGCCAACGCCGACAGAGAUCUGCACGCCAACGUUCGAGUUCGUGUCGGAGAUCAAGAGCGACAGCGGCGUUGGUGUUAGGGUAUAGGUAUUCCGGGCUUCGAGGGUUUUGGGAAUGUAUUCUGUACAGGGUGGUUCAAUUGGACGAGAUAAUUGUCCGAACGUCGAGCCUGGUUGCGACGAUCAGAGAUAAAGAGGAUUUCGUAUGCCGGAAGCGUACUUUUUCGGUCACUGUCGGAUGUUGGGUCUGCCUUGACACUAUGCCGUCCGGUGGCACCACGCUGGUGCCAUGCAAAAACUAUCUGUUGUAUGCCGGUGGUACCACUUUG